Ochlerotatus camptorhynchus is the source of this 1432-nucleotide messenger RNA. RefSeq names its product peroxin 13 (gene Pex13). Gene Ontology annotation, molecular function: protein binding. Gene Ontology annotation, biological process: protein import into peroxisome matrix, docking. Bases 279 to 1346 code for a protein of 355 amino acids. The record is from RefSeq and is a predicted model, not a curated record. The transcript has 4 exons. Lineage: Eukaryota; Metazoa; Arthropoda; Insecta; Diptera; Culicidae. Gene Ontology annotation, cellular component: peroxisome; peroxisomal importomer complex; peroxisomal membrane.
ACCGAUCAAAGUUCAAAACAUAAAAGUAAAUUUACUAAUAGUUUAUCUGGUAUUAAUGCCCGUUCCUGUUAUUUUCUUUGUGAUUUUCAUGUUAAUACUUUGCUAGCUUAUAGUACAAGCGUAAAAUGUUUCUGUGAACGACUGUUUGAACACGAAAAUAUGUGAACCAUUUUCGGUGAAGGCUCAAUUUGUUUGUAAAAAAAAGUACCAAAACUUCUACGCUGUAAGGACGUCAUCUUCUGAUAGCUGCAUAAAGAAGAGUAUAUUGGAUAAAUAAAAUGCAGCCCACAAAUUUCCGAAAUCCGGUUCUCAACGAACCCAGGAUUUUUGGAGGCCAGUAUAGUUUUAACACACCAGCUGGCGUUGUGGCGUCUAGUCAAGCACCUCCGAUUCCGCCGAGGCCGCUGCAACAGUCUGGCCAUGUAGGAGCAUUCGGAAGUGGCUUCGGGAACCGUUUUGGUGCUCCCUCUUAUGGGUACUCUGGUUUCGGGGGUGGAUACGGUGGUUUUGGUUCCUUUGGAAGCUACGGUGGCGGUUACAGUGGUUAUGGCAGUGGUGGCAUGUAUGGAAAUAGCUAUGGUAUGGGAUCAACUGCUUUUCCGGAACAUAGAUUUAUCCAGCUCGCCGAAGAGAGUUCGAGACCUGCUUUUCAAAAUAUUGAAUCUUUAGUGGGAGCUAUUGGAAACAUAGCCGCUAUGCUGGAUUCCACAUUUUUCGCACUGACUAGCUCUUUUAGAGCUGUGCUAGGAGUAGCAGCUAACUUUGCCCAUCUACGAGGAGUUUUUGCACAAUUUUGGACAUCAUUUGCUCUGUUCCGAUGGGCAAUAUGGGCUUAUAGAAAGAUUUUGUAUUGGUUAAGAAUAACUAAAACCAACCCUAGUACCGCAAGCUUCAACGAGGCUUUCAAAAUUGCAGAAGCUGAUAAACAAGCAGUGAUACAAACGAAAGGAUCGUCAAUGCCCGUUAUUCUAUUCUUAGGAUUCAUCAUGUCUGCACCUUACCUACUGAUGAAGCUUUUUGGAAAUACUGACAGCACUGAUCAAGUAAAAAAUCCUCGCAACUGGACCAGUCCUGUAGAAGCGGUGGCCAUUUACAGCUUCGACGCCUCUAAUUCAAAUGAAUUGACGAUUCGAGCGGGACAAACGGUUCUCAUUGCACCGAGAGCGGUACAGGUCGAACAAAAUUUACUUAAUACUGGUUGGGUACUUGCUACGGUAGACAACAAGGUAUGUGGUGUGAUUCCGGUGAAUUAUAUACAAGGUUCUAAACAACAACAGCAGCAACAACCAUCCAAUGAGGUAAAACUACAUUCCAACGAAGCAGGUCAGUUAGAAACUGAUGCCUAAACCCUCUUCAGAGAGGUUGACAUUUAAGUUUAAGAAAUAUUGAACCUGCCGGAAACCUUAAUUUUCGUUGAACAUCAGUAAUAUUA